Blepharisma stoltei is the source of this 1518-nucleotide messenger RNA. The record is from the annotation of a GenBank genome assembly. Lineage: Eukaryota; Ciliophora; Heterotrichea; Heterotrichida; Blepharismidae.
AUGAAAAAAGGUCAAGAUCUUCAUCAGCUUCUUGAAAAUCAAUGCAAUCUAACUGAUCUCUUUCGUAGAGAGCUAGAAUUAAAGAAUUUCGAACUCCGCAAAGCUUAUCAUAACAUUCAGCUAUUAAAAGGAAUUUUAGUCACCAUAAAACAAGACCUCAAUUUGAAGCCAGAACAAUUUGAAUAUUUAUUUGGGCACAUUUUUAAAGAAGAGGAAGAGUGCGAAAAUAGAAUUGCUAAUCAGAAAGAAAUUUUCCGAGAAAACCUACAAAAUGUCACACAUAGUCAAAAUUCUUUCCAAUUUUGGCCGAAAUUGCCAGGCGAUGUUAUGAAUUUAUUAAAAUUUUUUUUUAAAAAAAUAUCAUUUUUUAUAUAAAAAAAUAAAAAAAACCUUAUGAAUUUAGUGAUCGAAUUUUUAGAAUUCAAAGAGCUCGCCACACUUGCAUGCGUCAAUAAAGAAUUAAAUGCAAUAUGCAAAAAUAAUAUGCUCUGGAAGAAGCUUUAUAUAGGAAGAUGAAAUCGAGAAAUCGAAGAUGAGAAUAAUUAUAUUGAAAAAUACGCUGAAAAAUACCGAGGAGAAAUGAAGUGGUACCAUGAAAGACCAGUCGUAUCUACCCUUAAGUGGCACUCAGGAAGUGUUACUUGUAUAGACUACAUACACGGCAGCAAUUUAUUUGUAAGCGGCUCAGACGAUAGUUCAGCAAUGCUCUGGCAAAUAAACGAGCCCCACCCACAAGAAAGCGGCAUUUUUCAGCAGCAUCAUUUACAAACCCAAGCUGUCUCAAAAUUAAUAUCUUUUUAUGGCCAUGGUGGGCCUAUAUGGUGCUGCUUACAAAUUCCCAAUUUUAAGCUCGCUACUGGGUCUUAUGACAGAACAGUCAAGCUCUGAAAUAUGCAUACCGGCAAAUGUGAGUCUACCUUAAGAGGCCAUUUAGAAUGAAUCAGCUGUUUAGACGCAAAUGAGCAGCUUUUAUGCUCAGGGUCAUGGGAUGCAUCAAUAAAGGUCUGAGAUUUAGAAACUGAAGCCAAUGUGCAGACUUUAUUUAAUGACGUAGGGAAUGCCAUUUCUUGUAUUCAGCUUCAAAAUAAUGAAAUAAUCGCUGGGUGUAGAAGAAAUACAAUUAAUCUGUGGGAAAUUGAUACAGGGAGUCUUAUAGGAAAUCUAGUAGGCCAUACACAAGCAGUCAAUGCGGUGAAGAGAAGCAAUUUUAGUGUAUUGUCAGGGAGUGCGGAUAAUACGGUUAAACAGUGGGAUUUGAGGAGCUUGGAAUGUGUAAAUACGCUUAAAGGGCAUUUGUCACAUGUUAUGUGCUUGGAUUAUGACGAUGACGCUAAGAGGGUUGCUAGUGGGUCUUAUGAUAAAUCGAUAAGGAUUUGGGAUUUGAGAAAAACAAGUGAGCCGAGGCAGAUAUUGAAAGGUCACUCAGCAGCAGUGUUUUGCUUGAAGUUUGAUAGCAGCAAGCUUAUAUCAGGAUCGUCAGACCAAACUGUCAAAAUUUGGAAUUUUUCUGAUAUUUAG